CCUUCUAGACUCAGGAAACAGGAGGCUGUAGAAGCUACUACUUACCAUGUGGGGCCCCGUGUUUCCCGCCGUGAUUCUAGGAGGAGUCGUCUUCUACGUAGCUAAGCGGCUAGCUCGUCCGCGAAAGGCGCUGAGUCUGGAAUGGGAGGCCGGCAGGCGCAAGGCACGGCAGCCGCACAAGAAGCCUCCUUCGUUCUACGCGGCACACGGCGUGGCGUCCAGUGAGGAGUACUUCAUCAACUCGCGCGGGGUAGAGCUGUUCACCAAGGAAUGGCUGCCCAGUGAUGGGCGGUUGAGAGGAGUGGUGCUGUUCUGCCAUGGGUACGGGGAGACGUGCACGUACAUCUUCGAAGACGUGGCGGUGAUGCUGGCAGCAGCAGGCUACGCCUUAGUAGGUGUGGACUAUGAGGGGCACGGGCUCUCAGCUGGUCGCCACGGGUACAUCCCCAGCUUCACUCGCUUGGCAGAUGACGUGAUCGAGUUUGCCAACCGGCUGCGAGCCAAUCCCAGGUUCUCUCACCUGCCGUUUUUCCUCUAUGGCGAGUCUCUGGGAGGGGCCAUGGCGAUUCAAGUUUCCAGGAGGGACCCCACUCCCUGGAACGGAGCAGUUUUGGUUGCGCCCAUGUGUAAGAUUUCCAAGGAGCUCACCCCCCCUGCGCCUGUCAUCUUCGUCCUCACCUGCCUCUCAUACAUCUUCCCCACCUGGAAGCUCGUGCCUGUCAGCGCCAACCCUGAGAACUGCUUUCAGGUGCCUGAGAAGCGGGAGAGGGCCGAGAACCACCCCUUUGCAUACCAGGACAAGCCCCGCCUAGGCACAGCGCUGCAGCUACUGUGGACCACUCAGGACAUCGGCGGCCACAUGGAAGAGGUAACCGUGCCUCUCCUAAUCCUGCACGGGGCCAAGGACGUGGUCACGGACCCAGCAGCCAGCCAGGAGCUGUUCAUACGAUCAGCGAGUGCCGACAAAGAGAUCAAGAUGUACGAGGGGUGCUGGCAUGCGCUCACGUGCGGCGAACCUGACGAUGUCAUCGCCAGAGUGGUUGGGGAUAUUAUUGACUGGCUGAAUGCCAGGAGCUUGCCGCCCGGCGCUGCGCCGGCCGGUAUUGUGCUGCCCGGGUUGGUGAAGGAGCCGCCUACUGCUGAUGAGAUGUCGAGCACUGUUACGAGUUGAGAGCGGAAACAAUGCGAGCCCGGUGCUGUGCCAGCCAGUUCUGUGCCGCCCGAGCUGGUGAAGGCGGGCGGCGGAGUGGAGGCGGGGGAUACUGCCGAUGAGCUGUCGAGCACACUAGUUGAGCGGUAACCAGGUGUUUAGAUGGUAGAAUAAGCAGCUGUAACAACCACAGCUGCACAGCUUGUGAACAAUUAAGGUGCCUCUUUAGUAUAGUUAAUUGGUGUGUAUGAUAUGAAGUCAUUAGAACAUGUGUAUACCAAACCUAUGACUAUCUCAUACGCUAUUCGUUCUC
Molecule: messenger RNA, 1463 nt
Organism: Closterium sp. NIES-67
Lineage: Eukaryota; Viridiplantae; Streptophyta; Zygnematophyceae; Desmidiales; Closteriaceae
Source: the annotation of a GenBank genome assembly